GCAAAUAGCAAAUUUCGUUUACCAUUCAGACGAGCCCUUGAUCCAGAUUUGGUGUCAUUCAUCAAAACUCGCCGAGAUUUAACAAAUGACGCCAACGGUGAUAUUUGUGCUGAUGGGCCCAUUUUUCUCUUGGAUUCGACAGGUCUAGUUCUCUCUUUGGGUAAGUAGAUAAACGAAUAAACGAAAAGAACGGGAAAGAGGAAAAGAAUGAAAGUGGUAUCAAGAAGUGUCCGAUGUUGCACACAAUCCAGACAUACUCUGCAUAACUAUGCAGCUCUUAAACCCCUCAACAGAGGCUUAUCGCAACUCCCACAACAAGACCCAGAACUCAAAGAUUUAUUAUCGUAUCUCGACAAUCGUAAAAACUAUGAAAAACUUGGGGUUCCCACAGGCGCUGGAACUGACUCAGAUGAUGGGUUUGAUCUUGGAAGGAUGACAAGCUUGAUGCAAUUUCUGGGUAACCCUCAUUCUAAAUUUCAGGCUAUUCAUGUUGCUGGGACCAAAGGAAAAGGAUCCACUGCUGCAUUUCUCUCCAACAUUUUGAGGGCUCAAGGUUACUCUGUUGGCUGCUAUACUAGUCCACAUAUACACUCAAUUAGGGAAAGGAUAUCUGUUGGAAAAAUAAGUGAGCCAGUAUCAGCUAGAUCUUUAAAUCUCCUUUUCCAGAGGAGCAAAAUGAUGUUGGACCAGGCAAUUGAAAAAGAAGAUAAGCGCAUUAGUCAUUUCGAGGUGCUCACUGCUAUGGCAUUCAAGUUAUUUGCUGAUGAGAACAUUGAUAUUGCUGUGGUAGAGGCGGGCCUCGGUGGGGCACGAGAUGCAACAAAUAUACUCUCAAGUUCUACCCUUGCUGCAUCAGUCAUUACAACAAUUGGUGAAGAACAUAUGGCUGCACUUGGGGGCUCUUUGGAGAGUAUUGCAAUAGCAAAAUCAGGAAUAGUAAAAACAAAUCGUCCAUUGGUGCUUGGGGGACCAUAUCUACCAGAGAUUGAGAGCAUUCUUCGUGCCAAAGCAUCCUCAAUGGGUUCACCUGUAGUAUCAGCAUCUGAUUCUGGAAAUAAAAGUGUAAUUAAAGGUGUAGGUGAUGUAUGUGGAAAACCUUGCCAAACUUGUGACAUAGUGCUCGAAAUUGAGAGCGACUUGAAACUGUGUACGCAAUUGCUAAAUGUGAAUUUGCGGAUGCUUGGACCUCAUCAACUUCAAAAUGCUGCAACCGCUACUUGUGCAGCACUUUGCCUUCGCCAUCAAGGAUGGAGUAUUGCAGAUGAAGCUAUCCGUACUGGUUUAGAGCAUACAGAGUUGUUGGGUAGAAGUCAUUUUUUGUCAUCUGAAGAAGCUGAAGCAAUAGGACUUCCAGGAACUAAAAUUCUGCUUGAUGGAGCACAUACCAAGGAGUCUGCCAAGGCCUUGGCUGACACAAUUCGGAUGACAUUCCCAAAAGCCCGCUUGGUUCUUGUAGUUGCAAUGGCGAGUGACAAAGAUCACAUAUCUUUUGCUAAAGAAUUACUUCAAGUGAGACAAUUAGAGGCUGUAGUUUUAACAAAAGUUAGCAUUGCUGGGGAUAAUUAUCGUUCAACUCCUUCAUCCUUGUUAAGGGAUAGUUGGAUCCUGGCAUCAAAAGAUGUAGGUAUUGAAAUUUGCGAUUAUGGAAUUGCUACUACAAAGAAACAAGAACAUAGGACAGUUGCACUUGUUGAGAGUUCAGAUGAAGAUACCUUGGGGAUGGUAAAUCAAAUUCUUAGAACAAGAGGAAGGGAUCAGGCAGACAAUAUUGUUGUGGUUACAGGAUCUUUGCAUAUUGUUUCAUCUGUUUUGGGCAAUCUUCAAAGAUAAGAUUUGUUCUCCAAAAUGUGGAGUACUGCUUUCAGAGUUGCUCCUUUGAUAUGGAAACAGAUACUGUCUUCAUUAGAUGAUAUCUUUUGUAUUAUCUACUUUUUCGUCACUUGUAAUGAUUUGUUUAACUUUGAGAGUUUAAUGAUGUAGAGUGAUGAUAUCUAUAAUCUUUGCUUCUCUUUUGCUAAUUGGUUUACUCUGCUAUUUGUUCUUUUUAUUUUAUACAUAUGAGAAAUCUAUCUAUAUUAAGAAAACUACUAAAGAAGUUAAGUGGUAGACUUUAUAGUACUCCAAAAUUAUAGACACAUUAUUCAUAAUGUCUUCUCAAUUCUUGGGUUUAAGUAAUGUCACACGUGAUGUACACUACUUGUAACUAGGACAAUGGGCUGGUUUUUCUGGUUGCUGUUGGUAUUAACUCUGAGUUUCACCUUUAGGAUUUGACUGCCAAUCAAAAGGUUAAUCAGGUUUCUUGAUCAAUCUUUGAAGCUAUAUUAUGGUUUAUAACAAAUUACAGAGUCUAAUAGUUUAUCUUUAUGCUUAUUUGCAGUCAAGGACAUUAUGAGGGUGCCACAGUUCCAAGUAUGAGCACAUGAUUGCACCAAUCAUAUCUCAACUACUGAAGGAAUAGAUGCUUAGAUUGUUAAGAGUGGUGUAAGGCUCCAAGACCAUUCAGCUGCUGGGAAAGAUCUAGCUUGGUGUCCCUUUCAGGCGAAUUUGCUUGCGCCCAAAGUAGGUGGGAAUUUGCUUGACACUGGGUCCGGGUCUGUUCACUUCUGGGGAGUGAUAUUGAUUGUGAGCUGCUUAGUUCACCUGGUGUUACCCACAAUAAGUUUACUCUUUGACAGUACGAAUUAAUGGUCAAGAUUGCAGAACUUACUGGCCAUACACCCUGGGUGCUUUUCGCCUGUCAGAGCCCACGUAGAUGCACUGUUGGGCAUCUGCAGCAGAAAAUGAAAAACUGAGAUUUUGGAAUGUUAUUGGAACUCCUAAAGCAUCAAUUCCGACACCUAUAGUAGCAAUAGAGCCAUUUGCUCAGUGGACUCGCAUCCGAUGAACCAUUUCUUUUUUUAAAAGUUUAUCUAGAAGGUACUCUCAAACCCAUCAUGAACCCCCGCCCCCCCAAAUCUGUACAUGCAUCUAUACAUACAAGAUUAUAUAUCUAUAUUUAUCAUAUACAAGAAUGUUCUUGUUUGCUAUACAUGGCUUGUGACUUUAAAGAAAUUGGAAUGAACAAAUUCAGGUACUUAUGACUUUUGAAGGUUUUUACAGAGCUUCAGACUCAUUUGGUGAGGUGAUGAGGUUUUGGCUAAAUUUAUAAUUGAAUUGGGGAAGAGAUGUGAGCAUGGUGAUGAGUUUUAUCCAGAAUCAAAAUUAUUCUGUUUGUACUUUUGUUGAACUUCAUGCUAUUUUGCCCCCAAAAUCCAGGUAAGGAGGUUGUGAAAGAUGGGGAAGGAAGUAGAGGUAUAUCAAGUUUUGUGGCUUCGAAUAGUGUGAUAUUAAGGAGAGAGUUAGGAAUGUUGCGUUGGAGACAAUGCAGAGAUGGCAUGGGAUACUGAGAAAAUAUUGUGGAACCAAUAUUGUGGAAAGAUGAGGAAUACUAUAUAUGUCAUUGAUCUUGAGUAAGUAAAGCAAGGUGUCUACAAACCCUAUGCAGGGGCUUCAUUCACUGGUUACAACUCCUAUCUCACAAGCAUCAGCUAAGCAGUAAGUUGGACAUGUAUGCCUUACAGGGCUUAGAUAAGGUCACCGCUUCUAGACUGCCUUCUACAAUGAGUUGAAAUCUUUGGGAGGCUCUAACAUAGUAUUAAUUUGCUUUACAGUGAGACAAUUAGAGGCCGUAGUUCUGGCAGACGUUAGCGUUGCUGGGGAUAAUUCUUUUUUAACUCCAUAGUCCAUCCUUGUUAAGGGAUAGCUGGAUCCUGGCUUCAAAGUGUAGGUGUUGAAAUUUAUGAUUUUGGGCUUGCUAAAUUUAGCUCUGUGUCCGAAAAUUCAAAUGAUUUUUAAUACAAAGAGAGGAGAACAUAGUACAAUUGCACUUGUUGAGAGUUCAUAUGAAGAUCAAAAGAUACCCUGGUUCAUGACCCCAAUGCUCAGAACAGAAGGACAAUCAGGCAGAUCAUACUGUGUCUGUUAUUAGGAUCUUUGCAUAUUGUUCUAUUUGUUUCGGGCUCUCUUCAUGUCAAGUCCUGCUGUGGGAGCUUGUUCCUGUGAUUUGUUUACCAGUCUAGGUUGUGAUUUAUAACGAAUAAAACCAUUCUCCUUCUGUAAUUGUCCUUAAAUCAAACAAGCAGUACAACAGGAACAAUUUGCAAUAGAAUUCUGAAACUGAUGCAACUACAUAUAUCAUCUCAUUUUUCACAGAGGAGCAAGCAGAGAUUGCUGUAACAAAGCAGUCCAACACUUUACUCACAUCUUGGUGCAGCCAUCAUAAUGCUGCAGUCAUAUAAUGAAGCUGAUUGUAGUACACUAUCUUGGUGCAACCAUCGUAAUACUGCAGUUGUUUGAUGAAGCUGACUGGGUUUCACCUUGUGAAGUAUCGCUUGCAUGUCGUCUUCUCUGCGUGAAAAAUCCAGGAUGCUGGGGUUUGGGCAAUGCAGUGUUACUAUUCAGCAUCAGAACAACAGUUGACAUGUCUGGUCUGUCUUCUGGAUACUCUUGGACGCUAAGCAGUCCAAUCUGGAUAACUCGAAACACUUCAUGGUCACUGCACUCCACAAUUUCCCCAUCCACCAGUUCCUCGAGCUUCUGUUCAUGAAAACAUCUCCAUGCCUAUACAAUGUGAGUUCAGAGCUUACAAUUAGUUAUGCUUCUAAUAUAUAUCUGAAAGAUCCUCUGUUAAAUUAAGUUUUAUGCACUUACAUGUCCCAGGAGGUUAAGAUUGUGAUCCGGAUGUUCAAAACAUCUGUUUUUCUUCCCGGUUACUAUUUCUAGUACUAGGACACCGAAGCUAUAAACAUCAGAUUUAAUUGAGAAUAUGCCGUCAAUCACAUAUUCUGGGGGCAUGUAACCACUGUCAGACAGAGAAAGAACAUGUUAGUUUAUGAGUGAAGACUAGAAACUAUCUGCAAUAUUGUACAAAUCAUACUAUGUUCCGACAACUCUUGUUGUGUUCGCUUCUGUUUGGCUUCCUCCAAAGCUUCUUGCCAUGCCAAAGUCUGAAAUUUUUGGAUUCAUCUCAUCGUCAAGUAAAACGUUGCUAGCUUUAAGAUCUCUGUGAAUAAUUCUCAGCUUGGAGUCUUGAUGAAGAUACAAAAGUCCCCUGGCAACUCCAUUUAUAAUGUCAUAGAGUUUUCGCCAAUCUGCCAGCUUGCUUUUCUCUUUAUC
This is a messenger RNA of Daucus carota subsp. sativus, 5154 nucleotides long. RefSeq names its product dihydrofolate synthetase. Gene Ontology annotation, molecular function: ATP binding; tetrahydrofolylpolyglutamate synthase activity; dihydrofolate synthase activity. The record is from RefSeq and is a predicted model, not a curated record. Bases 208 to 1830 code for a protein of 540 amino acids. Gene Ontology annotation, biological process: folic acid-containing compound biosynthetic process. Gene Ontology annotation, cellular component: cytoplasm; cytosol; mitochondrion. Lineage: Eukaryota; Viridiplantae; Streptophyta; Magnoliopsida; Apiales; Apiaceae. The transcript is spliced from 10 exons.